This is a messenger RNA of Aedes albopictus (Asian tiger mosquito), 6589 nucleotides long. RefSeq names its product vascular endothelial growth factor receptor 1 (gene Pvr). The transcript has 17 exons. Gene Ontology annotation, molecular function: ATP binding; transmembrane receptor protein tyrosine kinase activity. Bases 1633 to 6237 code for a protein of 1534 amino acids. NCBI's taxonomy places the organism in Eukaryota, Metazoa, Arthropoda, Insecta, Diptera, Culicidae. Gene Ontology annotation, biological process: positive regulation of kinase activity; multicellular organism development; protein phosphorylation. The record is from RefSeq and is a predicted model, not a curated record. Gene Ontology annotation, cellular component: plasma membrane; signaling receptor complex.
ACCACACAGUCAAUUCAGUCUCGAGUGAACCUUGAACCGUUGCGGACGCGUCUGUUCGAAGCGUGUGCAUUCCAUCGUGCAUCCAAUGUGCAAUGUGCGCGCGUGGGAAUUCCACAAGUGUAUUGGAGACGUUGUGGUGAUUGAAACAGCAUAUUUCCAAGAAAAUUGUCAAGUAAACAUCCGUUGUGAAUGGUAGAUAGAGAUUCGGGUGCACAGUACUUAGCCUCCAACGAAUGUUGUUCCUUCAUAUGAGCGCUCGCUGUAUGCCUGUGUGAAUGGAAGUGAUAAAAAGUGAAGGAGCAACUGGGCAGCAGCCGAAUAUCUGAGUGAAGUCAACGAAAAAAAAAUAACAAGAAAUAAAUCGCGCGAACGUGAAAAAAGCGAAGAAAUUCAAAACGACGAACGAGUUUUUGGGUCUCGCGUCCCAAAACGAAAGGCCCCCGCCAGAAGUCGGUGAAUGGCAACACCAAGAAGAAUUCAAGAUAUCAGAAUCCGUGAAAGGGUCUGCCUCGAAGAAUAUCAGUAACGUAGUCUGAAGAAAAGCGAUAAAAGCAGAUGGAAGUCUCUUAAGUGGAAAAAGUAUAAAAAUAUUUGAUAAAUUCAGUGAUUCCGGAAUGCUCCCUUGAGAUGCAUCGUGCGCAACAACUGCAGCGUAGAGGAGAAGCAUAACGUGAGUUCGAAGAACCGAAAAGAAUUCAGCCAGUAGUGCCCGACUCGUAUGUGCAGGGUCAGCGAAAGAGUUGCCAAGACGUAAUAAGAACAGCAAAACAACAACACCAGCUAACAAAAUCUGUUUGCAUACGACACGUCGUUGUCGUCGUCGUCGUCGUGACCGCCGUCCAUUAUUAUCGCCCACCCCCCAAAAGCAGCCACAGGCGUCAAUCAUCUGCCUGCCGCAGCUCGUCAUCGCCAAAACGUGUAAUUUAUGUGAACAGCACACAUACCCAGCACAACACUUCCCAAAGUCCAAGAAGUUCCCGAAAAUCCGCGACCGUACGGUGUAGUGUCUCCAUCCACGUCGUUGCGUCGUCGUCGUCGGUCGAUCGGUCGAGUGGUGGUGUAUGCAAAUUUCCUUAAACCCAUCAGUGAAGUGUCCGGCAAAUCCGGCGGGUUGUCGUCGUUUUCGUUAUCGUCAUCAGGAAGACCGUCCGUGAAGAUUUGGGUUGGGUACACAAAAAGUACCACGAAUAGCAGCGCAGAGUGAGCUGGGUCGUCGUCAAUCAGUGCGCGCGAAGAGCAAACAGGCUAAAAAACAGUGAGAAAUGUGAUGUUGGGAAAAAGUUGCACCUCGUCGAAGUCGAUAUCGCAUCAGUAGCAGCAGCGGCAGCAACAGCACAAAAAGUUUUAGAUGAAGUUUCUGACAUGCGAUGGUGAUGGGGAAACGAUGAGGAGGAAGUUUCCAGUUUUAUUUGCUUCCGAUCGAAGAAGUUCAACGUGCAGCGUGACCAUGAGUGGGCGUUGAUCGGAACGGGUGUGUUUGCGUUUGUGUACGUGUGCGCGCGCCAAUUUCCAUACGUUCAAUUCUGUGGAAAAGUUUUUUUCCCCUUUCCGCAACUCGACAUAUAAUCACAUCCUCUGAGGCCGUAACGGCAGAGGUGAAGAAAAGUUCGUUAUAGUGAGUGAGCAGCAACAAUGUGUCAAACAAAAAGAAAAUUGCAUAAUCAGUGUCAUACCGGAGGUGGUGGGAGGAGGAAGAUGGGGUGGCCAUCGUCAUCUGUGAUAUAUUUGAUAGUGAUCGUACAAACUGCCGGCUGGUUGAGGCUGGGGCUAGCGAGACCCAGCGAUUUGGAAGCGAACGAUAUGUAUCGUGACCUGCUCAACCAGAACGGUGCGCCCGAAAUCGAAUCGUACAAACCGGAGGUGGAGCUGGAAGCGGGCAUCAGCUACGAGAUGAUCUGCAACGCCAACGAACCCAUCCGAUGGCACAUCAAACGCACAGAGGCGGAGGACAUCGAACCUCCCCUGGUAGUUACAGAAUCUAUCGUCGCCAACGAUGCGGACAAGCUCUACAGCAUCAAGGUGACCAUUCCGGAGACCUCGGCCGAGGUCGUCGGCCGAUACUAUUGUAUUUUUGAAUCGUCCGAUAACUCCGACCACGACGUGGAUUUGGAAGAUCUGGAAGCGGACUACAAAGCCACGAGUACCUACCUGUUCGUUAAGGACCCAAAAAGCCCGAUAGUUCCAGUGUCCCACACCGUGGUCUACGCACAACAGUACGAAGACGUCGUUAUACCGUGUAAACCAUCGUCCAAGGACGUCAUCGUAGAACUGGUCAAAGACGAACAGGAGAUGCCAAUCGACAACUACCGAUACUCCGAAUCGGUCGGGUUCGUCCUGCGACCGUACCGGCUGGAAGACGGUGGCCACUACAUCUGCCGCGCCAAGGACCACCCGGACGCAGAAAAAAUCUUCUUCCAGAUGGACGUCAUGGAAUCCUAUGAUUACGAACAAGCUGUCACGGAGUACAUCCAGAAGCCCCGAAUCGAGUUCAACGGACCACCGCACUUCAAAGAAGGCGAUACUAUUCAGAUGACCUGCCUGCUGGACGUGGCCGAUACGGUCAAGUUUGACAUGAAGUGGAAACUGCCUGGCAAGCGGUUGGCCGUGAAUAACUCCCGAAUGACCGUCAGUCGGAUAUCGGUCAUUGCGCACCCGAACCGUACCGACUACCUGCUGGGACGAUCAGAUCUCACGAUCCAAAACGCGCUACCAAGCGAUAGCGGCUCCUACCAGUGCGAUGUGGCCGACCACAACUCGCACACCAAUCACAAAUCGGCGAAAGUCACCGUCUUCGACGAGGCGAACAUCGAUUUCAUCGAGCUGUACGAAGAGAACAAGCUGGACUUCAUCAACGUUACCAGCCGGCGAGACAUCAAAAUAGUCAUCAGCUACAAGGCCGUCCUCAAGCCGCUGUUCUACUGGACCCGCGACGAUAGCCCGGAACCGCUGGAAGUCGGCGAGCGGUACAGUAUAUCGGAAACCAAUGCGAAGAAUACGCUUACCAUCAAGAAAUCCACCAUCUUCGAUACGGGAACGUACACGCUGCACGCGACGAACGAGAAAACCAACGCGACCUUCUCCAUGAAGGUCUACGUUAGGGAAAAACCCCUGGUAUCGAUCAGCCCGAUCCACGCCCGACCCGGCGAGAGGGUCACGUUUGUGUGCACGGCCAUUGCCUACCCACAGCCAACGAUGCGGUUUGCCUUCAUCCCUUGCACGGGGAACCCCUGGAAGAACUGCUCGCAGUCGCUGAACAAGGAACAUGUCAAGCACUAUCCAAAGGUCUCGCGGUUAGUUGCUUGGCCCCAAGAGGACGAAAUAGUGAUGCGUACGGGUCAACGACUGGAGGAACACGGUCGCCAGCAGGAAAUCAUCACAACCGAACAGUACGAAAUGCAAGCGGAAACCGCCGGGUACAUCGGAUGCCUAGCCGUCAAUGGCUACGGAGAGGACUUCGUGAAGGCCGACCUGUUGAUCAGCGAUCUGAGCAAACCGGUCGUGAUCGAAAAGCUGUCCCCCAAAGAGGUUACGAUCGGCGAUGAGGUGACGAUCGAAUGCGCUGCCGUGGUGUACAACCAUACGGAUGCGAUCAACUUCUUCCGCGACGACGUACUGCUGAGUAGAUUCGAGGGGAUCACCAUCGAAAAGGACUACAGAACGUUCGCCUACCGAACGAAGUUGAUCAUUUACAGUGUCAGCAGGGAGCAUCAAGGUGUAAUUCGAUGCCAGGCACCGUUGAUCCAGUCGAGCGAAAUGGACGAAGAUGAGCUGACGCUGGAGGUGUUCGAACCGACGGCCCCGGUGAUCGUGGACGAGAAAGUCCACGAAGAACUGGAGAUGGAAAUUGGCGAACGGCUAACGUUCUCCUGCAAUGUGGAUGGAAUGCCAAAACCCAUAAUCGAGUGGACCAAGAAUGACGAAUUUAUAGAGUUCGAUAACGAUACGUUGGUCUUGCUGGCAAACGGAAGUAUACACAUGCCGUUCUUGAAUGUCGAACUCUCCGGCGACUACAGAUGUAUAGCAAGGAAUAAAGUUUCCAGCGCGGACAAGGUUUGGAGUUUGCGAGUAAAAACCGUCACAAUUCGGAAGACCUGGAUAUAUCUGAUUAUUUCGAUGAUCCUGGCCUUGAUCCUCGCAGUGUUGCUUAUCUCAUUGUUCUACUGCAAAAAGAAGAAGGAGGUUAAGGAGAUGAAAGCGGCCGGGCUGGCGCACUUCGAAGAAGGUGACCUGGAGCAGAUGAAUCCGGAGAUAUCGCUGGACGAGCAGGCGGAUUUGCUUCCCUACAAGAGUGAGUACGAGUUCCCGAAGGAGAAGCUGAAAUUGGGAAAACAGUUGGGAGCAGGAGCGUUCGGUGUGGUGAUGAAGGCCGUCGCUAGUGGGAUCAUGGUUGAUGAGGAUGAGACUGUGGUGGCCGUUAAGAUGGUGAAGAAGCAGACGGAUAACGAGGUGAUGCGAGCGUUGAUUUCCGAGUUGAAGAUCAUGGUUCAUCUGGGUCAACAUUUGAACGUGGUCAAUCUGCUGGGAGCGGUUACGAAGAACAUUGCCAAGAGAGAACUGAUGGUCAUUGUCGAGUACUGUCGUUUUGGCAAUGUUCAGAACUUCCUGUUGAAGCACCGACCUUACUUUAUUGAUCAGGUCAACUCAGAAACGGGUGAAAUUGACUCAACAAUCGACACGAAUAAGCUCCGGUGGUCAGCUGCGGGCUAUACCUACAACAGUCAAGGCUUGAAGUAUGUUAAUCUCUCGUUUUCUACAAACAACGUCAACAACCCCAAUUUAAACAACAACAACAACCAUCACAACGCUCAAAACCGCAACCGUCGACCUCGGAUGGCUCCGCAACCGGUUGUGAUCUACUGUAACAACAUGGUCACGUGCAGUGGUAAUUCGGCUGCCUACACCAACCCGAAGAACCACAUGAACUCCAAGGGCUACGUGAGGCACUCCGGUAUCCAGAAUAUGGGCAUGGUCGACAGCUGUAACACCGAAGCGACGAUCAUGACCUCCGUGGAUGGUUACGAUCUGAACACCGCCAACACCGGUGACAACACAGUCAACUCCGUCAACUCCAACGAGCCCCUCUGGAGAUCGAACUACGGUAUGGACUACAAGGGUCCGGCUAGAUCCGUGACUACCACGGACCUGGUAUGCUGGGCUUCCCAAGUAGCCUCCGGCAUGGAAUACCUUGCAUCAAGGAGGGUCCUCCAUGGUGAUCUGGCGGCCCGCAACAUACUCCUCUGCGAUGACAACGUAGUCAAAAUCUGCGACUUUGGUCUCGCUCGGUCGAUGUACAAAAGCGAUAACUACAAAAAGAAGGGAGAAGCUCCUCUGCCGUUCAAAUGGCUGGCGCUAGAAUGCAUCAGCGACAACGUGUUCGGGACGUAUUCGGACGUGUGGGCCUACGGAAUCGUGCUGUGGGAGUUCUUUUCACUGGCACGAGUUCCCUACCCGGGCAUGGAAGCCAACCAGGAGCUGUACAACAAACUACGCGAUGGCUACCGCAUGGAUAAGCCACAGUACGCCAAUCAGGACAUCUACGACAUCAUGCUGAACUGUUGGAAUGUAAAGCCUGACUCUCGACCCUCGUUCAAAGAUCUGAAGAGCCGGUUCAACGCCAUGCUACCGGAAGAGAUGAGAAAUCAUUAUAUCGAUCUCAACGAGCCGUACUUGGCCAUGAACGCUGAAAAGGAGCAGCGAGGAGAACCUGACUACCUGGCAAGUUUAGGACCGCCAGAAGAACAGGCGCCUAAAGCGCCACCAAACUACGUAAACGGAAUCAUUCUCCCUCUGCCUCCAAUUUCCGACAAGCCGGACUAUCUCCAGAUGACCAAGUCCGACUCGGACGACAGCCACUUCGACUUUGCCUCCUUCAACAACAGCCAACCAUCCCCGACGCUGAAGAACAACCUGGACUCCAGCCCCCAACAGGGUAGCAAACGGCACAAGAAGAAGGCCAUCCCCGAGGAGAUCCCAAUGCUCCUGAACCGAUCCGGCGGCAGCCACGGGUUCAAUUCCGACUCGGAAACCGAACCGACCAGUCCGGUACCGAUGGUUCGCACAACCAAACUGGUCCACCCGGAGCACGAGUACACCAAUCUGAAGCGGAUGGAUAAGCCCAGCGGAAACGGGCAGACGACCUCAACGAGCGCGAACGGUACCGAUCCUGGAAAGGACGCGUUCAGUAAUCCCGGCUACGUGGUGGUCCACGCCCCAGCCAACGAAAAGAGAUUGAAGUAGGUUUUAGGAGAGUCUCUUCCGGGAACGGAAUGGUUUUACUUAUUUUUGACUGAUGAGGCCGUGGACGGAUGUCGAAUGUACGCUUGGAUGUGCUUUGAUGGAUGAAGUAUUUUAAUAAGAGCGAUGCAAUCUAUAUUUACUACUUGUGAAGAGUAAAUGCGUGUCUUGAAUUGUAUGUGUGAUGUGAAUGUUUUUAACGGACAACAAGAGUGAUUGUUAUGCACUCGCAGCGAGUGCGGAGAGCUUUUAAAAAUGUUUUCUCUCAUAUUAAUGCCUUAAAUGUUUUAGAAACUAUUGGAUAUUUUACUACUAUAGAACAUAAUAAUUAUAUGUAUAAAUUAUUCGAUCUUAA